Molecule: messenger RNA, 3134 nt
Organism: Oreochromis aureus
Lineage: Eukaryota; Metazoa; Chordata; Actinopteri; Cichliformes; Cichlidae
Gene: p3h2
Product: prolyl 3-hydroxylase 2
Exons: 15
Coding region: 167-2212 (681 amino acids)
Biological process (GO): collagen metabolic process
Cellular component (GO): endoplasmic reticulum
Molecular function (GO): iron ion binding; protein binding; L-ascorbic acid binding
Source: RefSeq, a predicted model, not a curated record
GCGAGAGGGGGGUCAUAACAAGUGUGUCCUCGAUAAGUAAUUAUUCCAUUUCCGCCUCGCUCGGCUGGUGACUCUGAGAGAAGCGCUUGGAUGAACUGGAAAAGGAGGCUGAGCUGAUUUCUGUGUGCUCUCCGCCUGACGCUCCUCGCAGCCUGAAGACAAGAGGAUGGAUGGAAACUUGUUACCGACUCUUAUCUUUCUCCCGGUCCUGCUCUCAGCCGUGUUGCCGUCUUCCGCCGGUGUGCUGGAGCCGUACGACCUUUUAUAUGAUAACGCGGUGGAAGCGUUUUACAGUGCCGACUAUGAGAGCGUGGUGCGCUACAUGGAGGGGGCGCUCAGCAGCAACAGACAUGUCCGGGCCACCAGGGUCCAGUGCCGGCUGAGGUGCCAGGACCAGCAUCCGUUUGAUGAAAGCUUCUCGGAUCUGCGCUUCUUCGACUCGGUCCUGCGGAGAGCAGCGUGUAUGAACAAAUGCAUCGAGGCAAAAGUUGGCACGCAGUCUCUGCACAAAGUCAGCGAGGAUGUGGUGCAGGACUUCAACAGGAGGAUCCCGUACAACUAUCUCCAGCAGGCUUAUCAGAAGUUGCAGCGGCCUGACAAGGCUGCAGAGGCGGCUCACACCUACUUCCAGGCCAAUCCAGAGCAUGUGGAGAUGGGCCGGGACCUGGAGCAGUACAAAAACCUGCAGGGCGUCGAGGAAACCCACUUUGUGGACCGAGAAGCCCGGCCUCACCAGCGCUCCUUCACAGCCGCAGUGCAGUUGUACGAUAAAGGCGAGUACGAAGGAGCGAUCGCUCUCUUUGAGGAGGCGUUGGUGAAAUACUACAGGGCAGAUGUGGACUGUCGGGCGUUGUGCCAAGGCCCGCAGAAGUUUGAGGGCCAAGAUCACCUCCGAUACCGCUACAGCCUCUAUGAAGUCGUAUCAGAUCACUUCACUCAGGUGCUGCACUGUGAGCACGAGUGUGUCAGAGACCUCGCUACUCGACCUGGUCGCCUCUCACCUAUGGAGAACUACCUGCCUCUACACUACGACUACCUUCAGUUUGCCUACUUCAAAGCGGGCAGGCUGGAGGAGGCGCUGCAGUGCGCUCUCACCUACCUUUUGUUCCACAAGGGAGAGGAGUUCAUGGAGGAAAACGCCGAUUACUACAGAGAGGAGCUGGGACAUGAUGCUGAGCCACGAGAGAAAGCUGCGUGGUACCUGAGGCGGCACAAACAGGAACUAGAGCUCCUUCUGAUUGGCAGCAAAAUCAUGGGUGCAGAAUUCACAGAAGGGAACUACUGGAGGAGCACAGGUGGAAGAGAUGACUCACACAGCAUUCCCUCAGGCACCGAUGGCUGGAUGGAGUAUGUUCCCAUCUCGCAUAAGAAAAAUGUCACCGUCACGUCUCUGCAGAGUCUCAAGGAAGGUGGCCCCUUGCUGUACGAGGGCGUGCAGCUGGUGCAGAACUCGGCGGCUUUGAACGGGACCCAGCGGGUGCUGCUGGAUCAUGUUAUAUCUGAGGAAGAGUGUGCAGAGCUCAGACAGCUGGCACAUACUGUCACGAUGGCAGGAGACGGUUACAAAGGGAGGAUGUCCCCUCACACUCCCAAUGAGAGGUUUGAAGGAGCCAGUGUGCUUAAAACCCUGCAGCACGGCUUUGAGGGCAGAGUGCCAAUGAGAAGUGCUCGCCUCUUCUACGAAACCAGCGAGCGGGCGAGACGAAUCAUCGAGUCGUAUUUCGUUCUAAACUCCACGUUGCACUUCUCCUACACACACCUGGUGUGCCGGACAGCCAUCAAAGGUCAGCAAGAUCACAGGAAUGACCUGAGCCAUCCCAUCCAUGCUGACAACUGCUUGUUGGACCCUGAUGCCAAUGAGUGCUGGAAGGAACCUCCAGCUUACACAAACAGAGACUACAGUGCACUGUUAUAUCUAAAUGGGGACUUUGAAGGAGGGGAGUUCAUAUUUACAGAAAUGGAUGCCAAAACGGUCACGGCAUCAGUGAAACCAAAGUGUGGCAGAAUGGUAGGUUUCUCAUCAGGAGGGGAAAAUCCACAUGGCGUGAAGGCUGUUACGAGUGGGCAGAGGUGUGCUGUGGCUCUCUGGUUCACCCUGAACCCACUCUACAGAGAACUGGAGCGACUGCAGGCGGACGAGGUGGUCCAGGCCCUGGACACGCAGCACGUGUUCGGUCAAGGUCUCAACAUCAACCCCAAAGAUGAGUUGUAGAAACGUCACAAUGGCGCCACCUUCUUUAAUCAAUCACUUGUAUAUGUUUUCACUAUUUAUUGAAUGACCUCUGGAUCAGAACGUUUCUAUUUUUGUACUGUUUUGGAAGUGCAAAGUUAAUGUUGUUUUGUGUUAUUUUGAUUUUUUUCCUCCUGCUUCUUAUUCAAACUUGAGUUUACAUUUUGAUUCUUGGUCGUUUGAUCCAAUCACAGCCUGCGUGUGUUUGGAGUGACAGACUGUGGUCAGCUUGUAUCUGUAAUCUCACUGUGAAGUUUCACUGCUUUGGGUCGUGUCUGGGCAACAGACUUAAACACCAAUAUUUCAUUUUCACUGUAUGUUCAUAUAUUAACUUGUGUCUUCACAAAUGGUACGGGCAAGUAUGAUAUUAAGCACAUUAUCCCUUUUUAUUAUUUUCUAUGCCUGUAAUAUAUUUUUAAAUGCACGGUGCACUGUUUUUUUUUUCUCAGAGUCUAAAAUGAGACUCAUCUGAAUAAUUAGUGUUUUGUUGAAUAUUUAAGUGAAACAGGAAACUUUAGUCAGUUUAGUUCAUUAGUUGUAAUAAAUCACUCUGCACGACACUGCCUAAGAUGCUCACUGACACGAGGGCAGAGUGUGUUUGGUUUUUUAUUGUGUUCGUCUUGUAAUGACAGCUGCUGCCGACAUUUAAUAUAAGAAACUUUUUUUCAUAAAAGAUGCCAAUUAUUCCUGUUUCAAGGAAUACGCGUUGAAUAACGGGCUUUUAUUACUUUGUGUGGUUGGUCGAGAACGGUCGAGUCGUGCACUGUAGAUCAGGUGGAGAAGAAAAAUAAAUAAGAGUAACUUGGCUUUUAAACAUGGGUUCAAAAUGUUUUAUUGUUUAAUUCUGAAAUGCUGAAGAACACAUGUAUGUGUACAUGCCUAUAAAUUAAAAAUAUUUCAUGUG